CCCAUUUUCCGAGAAGGGUGCCUUCCUACGUGCCUUAUUUUAAGACGUCCACCGUGAUGCUGGAAGGUUGGGAAAGUUUUGGACUCACUCAUCCCGCAUCACUGGAAGAGGUUAGACACACCUUAAAAUACUUCCAACUUUUGGGAAACUUGGGAUUUUAGAAUUUCUCAGCUACAUAUUUGCAAUGGAGUCCAUCUACAACGCUACAAUUUCUGUGGGGUAUGAUGAAUUGUGGACGAGCAAAAAUUUGAUGCCAAACCCGUCUUCAAUAUAUUUCGAGGCUGAAGAACAAAUGGAGUCGGAGCAUGUAAAGCAAGACACUUUCCACCUAUCCAACGGCUUCAAGUUUUCCGCCAUUCGUGAAGUGGACGACCCUUUCGAAGACGAAUGUGAUGACGAAAACGGAGCAUCAGAGGGCAGCGAGGGUACGCAAAGUUGCGUAUUUUCCAGCAUCUCAAAUUCCACCGAAAACAGCGAGGUUGACGCGUCGUCUACCACGUCCACCUCUGAAACUGAUGACUCCGAUUCGGAAGAAAUUGAUCCGGACGACUCCGACUGGGAGGACUGCAACUCCUCCGAGGUCGAUAACGUUGAAGAAGUUGUCCAAAAUUGGAAAAGAGCAUACGCAGCAGAUCCAGAUUCUGACGAAGAAGUGGCAUGCAACAUGACGAAAUUGAAAAUUGCAUCGGAGAAGGCUGGCUGCGCAGGACUUUUGCAGAGAUUGGAGACUCAUUUAGACAAAUUUUACAGUGUCGAUUUUAAUGAUGAUUGCGCUCUUGAAAACUUCGGGCGGAAGGCAGACAGGUUGCAUCGGGGAAAGGCAGGACGUGAAGAAAGGAGGGGAAAAAUGGGAAAAAAGUAGUAAAAUUUUGACAUUUUUGUGGGGAUUAGUUUGUUUAUUCCAUAGAUAAUUUUCUUAGAUAUGUAAACUUAACUACCGUUUUUAUAAAUUAUUUGCUGCCAUGCGUGCCUAUGUAAUUGACACUGGAUUCGGUUAAAAUGUUCUGACAUUAACAAGAAAUAAUUCGUGGAUAAAUUUGAGCAGAAUUUAAAUAAAAUUAUAUAACUUAAAUCCAA
Molecule: messenger RNA, 1077 nt
Organism: Folsomia candida
Lineage: Eukaryota; Metazoa; Arthropoda; Collembola; Entomobryomorpha; Isotomidae
Product: pheromone-processing carboxypeptidase KEX1
Exons: 3
Coding region: 185-862 (225 amino acids)
Source: RefSeq, a predicted model, not a curated record